Molecule: messenger RNA, 135 nt
Organism: Colletotrichum tamarilloi
Lineage: Eukaryota; Fungi; Ascomycota; Sordariomycetes; Glomerellales; Glomerellaceae
Exons: 1
Coding region: 1-135 (44 amino acids)
Source: RefSeq, a predicted model, not a curated record
AUGCUAUCAAGCCAUUUCAUCCAGUCUAGAUAUUCGUUCAUUGGACGAAGUCCUCUUGCACGUUCCUCGUUGGCUCGGGAUUCUUACAGCGACAGUGUAACAAACGCCUUGCUCGAGAACUCGCUCUCGACGUGA